This is a messenger RNA of Podarcis raffonei (Aeolian wall lizard), 5517 nucleotides long. RefSeq names its product ring finger protein 38 (gene RNF38). NCBI's taxonomy places the organism in Eukaryota, Metazoa, Chordata, Lepidosauria, Squamata, Lacertidae. The transcript has 12 exons. The record is from RefSeq and is a predicted model, not a curated record. The coding region runs from base 1 to 1650 and encodes 549 amino acids.
AUGAACGGCGGCGGCGCCACAGCCACGGCAGCUGCCGCCGCCGCCGCCGCGCACUUCCAGCCGCCGCCUCCGCCUGCCCCGCCGCAUCUCCAUGGGCCGAGCCUGCCCGAGUUGGGCGCCCGCAGCCAAGGCAGAGGGAGCCCCGCCGGACACGGGCACCCCAGGGCCCCGCCGGGAGCCAGGGCGCCCGCGCCAGGUGGUGUUGGUGCUUCCUUCCAGUGCCAGUUAAUCCAUCAAGACCACAUCUGUACUGAUGACAGUGACAAGAGUGAAGAUAGUCCAAGUCCCAAGAGACAGCGCCUUUCUCAUUCAGUCUUUGACUACACAGCAGCAUCACCAGCCCCAUCACCGCCAAUGCGACCAUGGGAGAUGACAUCAAAUAGGCAGCCUCCUUCAGCUCGACCAAGCCAACAUCACUUCUCAGGGGAACGAUGCAACACACCUGCACGCAACAGAAGGAGCCCUCCCGUUAGACGCCAGAGAGCAAGAAGAGAUCGAUUAUCUCGACAUAAUUCCAUUAGUCAAGAUGAGAACUACCAUCUCCCCUACGGACAACAACAAGCAAUAGAAGAACCCCGAGCCUUCCACCCUCCGAAUGUAUCUCCCCGUAUGUUGCACCCAGCUGCUCAUCCACCACAGCAAAACGCAGUGAUGGUUGACAUUCAUGAACAGAUCCACCAGGGCACAGUCCCUGUUUCAUACACGGUGACUACGGUGGCACCACAUGGGAUUCCACUUUGCACAGGUCAGCACAUACCAGCUUGCAACACACAGCAGGUCCCUGGGUGUUCCGUGGUUUUCAGUGGACAGCAUCUCCCUGUCUGCAGUGUGCCUCCCCCAAUGCUUCAGGCAUGUUCUGUUCAACACUUACCAGUUCCAUAUGCGGCAUUCCCACCUCUCAUUUCUAGCGAUCCGUUUCUUUUGCAUCCUCCACACCUCUCCCCACAUCAUGCUCCACACCUGCCACCUCCAGGCCAGUUCGUUCCCUUUCAGACACAACAGUCACGGUCGCCUCUUCAAAGGAUAGAGAACGAAGUAGAGUUGCUUGGAGACCAUCUUCCUGUAGGAGGUUUCACCUAUCCGCCUUCAGCCCACCCACCAACAUUGCCUCCCUCAGCCCCGCUACAGUUCUUAACGCAUGACCCUUUGCACCAAGAGGUGUCCUUUGGAAUACCUUACCCGCCUUUCAUGCCUCGAAGACUCACAGGACGCAGCAGAUAUCGAUCUCAACAGCCAAUACCGCCACCUCCUUACCAUCCCAGCCUAUUGCCAUAUGUGCUAUCAAUGCUUCCAGUGCCACCUGCAGUCGGCCCAGCCUUCAGUUUUGAGCUGGAUGUAGAAGACGGCGAGGUGGAAAACUAUGAGGCACUGCUGAACUUGGCCGAAAGACUGGGAGAGGCCAAACCGAGAGGACUGACGAAGGCAGAUAUUGAACAACUUCCAUCUUACAGAUUCAACCCAAAUAACCAUCAGUCAGAACAGACUCUGUGUGUAGUGUGCAUGUGUGACUUUGAAUCAAGGCAACUACUUAGAGUUUUACCGUGUAACCAUGAGUUCCAUGCCAAGUGUGUCGAUAAAUGGCUUAAGGCAAAUCGUACUUGCCCCAUCUGCAGAGCUGAUGCUUCGGAAGUGCAUCGUGACUCAGAAUGACCAGUCUAAGAGCACAAUUCUACUUUGGGUGUUCCUAGUCACAUGUGUAUAUAUAUAUAUGAACUCUCCAUUGAACUUAACCCGUGUGGCUUCCAGCCUUCCCUUUACACAAAAGGGUCAAUGGACCUUUCUUUGCACUGUGUGAUUUAAUCAACUAUAAAGCUUAUAAUUAGUCUUCACAAUUAUGGGAUUGUUAUACUAACUGUGUGAUUGGAACUCCAAAGACUUUUUUUUUCUUUUAGCUUAAUUUCGUGUGUGCACUAACAUUCCCUGGUUUUUGUGUGAUCAUUCCGAGUGUUGCUGCGAGAUUACAGUGGAACGUGAUCUUCUAGCAUGUGCUUUUAUAUUAAAAAAAGAAGAAGUGGUAGCUCCAAACAAUAUAGCAAUCUACCUUAUAUAGAGCCUUCAGAUACUGUGAGUGGGAAUAAACGGUGCGGGUGGGUGCGUUGAUCGCAGGGUGUUUGUGUGUGUGUGGGCGAGCAAGUGUUUGGGCGGUAGUGUGUGAGAGGACUUAUAUACCAGCAUGUACUGAGGAUGUAUGUGUGUAGUAUUAAUUAUGCUGCAAUGUAUAAUCUUGUGUGUUAUUUAAACAGUACUAGUACUGUACACUGGUUUCUUUCCUUGCGUUUGCAGUUGCACACUGAAUGCUAUAAGGGUGCAGCAGUUAUAGACAUUUGAUAUUUCAUCCCCGCCCCCCUCCAAUUGUAUUUAAUAGUACAAAAAGGCCUUUUUGCUUUUAUUCAGACAACAAUUAUGCUUCCCUUUAAUUGGAGAUCCUAUGUCUGUCAUUAUACAGCAUAUUGCUUCCUCAGUUACUACAAAUAACAAAUGAGCCUUUUCUCUCUUUUUUUAAGGCUGCGAGAAUUUUUCAGGUUUUUGAGAUUUGCAGCUCAUUGCUAAAUUUAUAAUGCGUUGCAGCAUUGCACAGCCAGGUAGCAAUAUUAAAAAUUUCUCAACUGGUGAUUGAAAGUUGAUGCUGUCCUCUCUUAACUUUCUAAAAACUCUUCCAAGCCAACAUUGGUUCUUUUUCUGUUCACUUUCAAAACUGGAUUAUUAUUAUUAUUAUUUUUUGAGAUACUGAAGAUAUCAUUUCGUUUGUUUUCCAGUUUUGUCCAUAGAUACAGAAAUGGAGAGGAUGUUGGAGUCUCUGCAAAUGCUUCUUGUAUUGUUGGCAAUAUACUUGCUUAAAUCCCAGUUUAGCUUACAAACACUGGCACUAAGUCACAUUCCUUGCCAUACGCAAGCAAACAUCUACAAUUAAAAUAACUUUAAAGGUAUCCAUUCUCUCUCUUUUCCUUUUUAAAAGCCUCAGUCUCGUGAACAAAAUGAAAUCCUUAGCACUUUCUUCAAGACAGAGUACAGUCGUACCUUGGAUCUUGAACGUCUUGCGACUCAAACGUUUUGGCUCCCGGAUGUCGCAAACCCGGAAGUGACUGUGAACGUUCUUUGGAAGCCGAACAUCUGAUGCAACUUCCGCGGCUUCCAAUUGGUUGCAGGAAGCUCCUGCAGCCAAUCGGAAGCCGCGCCUUGCUUGUCGAAUGUUCUCAGAAGUCAAACGGAUUUCCGGAACGGAUUCUGUUCAACAACCAAGGUACGACUGUAUAUGAUUUUAACCACCCUAGCCAUGGUACCGUGUUAAUAUUUUACUGCCUGGCAAAAACGACACAGGAUACAAUUUCUUGCUUGCUAAAUUUACUUGGUGGCAGGCUUUUGUGUGGCGUUGAGACAUCCUCAGUGUCCUAUUAGUAUGAGGAAUAUUCACGUUCAAGAAUGGGCUGAUACACAAAAUCAAGGAAACAAACAAACAAAAUGCUGUGAAUUUGGAGUUGACCUCCUUUCAACUGCCUUCUGAAUAAUUUUGUAUUGGGGGAAAAUUGGCUUUGCUUCACAUUUCAGACUUGGCAUUUUUACACUUUCUUUUUCAAUACACAACAUGGCUACCGUAGUUCUCCCAAGAGCUGCACAUUUCUUUGUGGAUCCUUUGCGUUUCUCUUGCAUUCUGUGCGCCAUAGUUUGUGGUCGCAACAGCACAAGCGCCACAGCUAGCAAUAUUGCUGCAACCUGCUGCCACUUGGCUUUAAGUUUGUGCCCUUUUUGAUGCUUUUUUCUUUCUUUUUUUGGUAUGCUGCUAUGUGUUAAGUCUGUUUAUUCGUCCAGGAACGGUGUUGGUUGUAAAUCACCCUUCUUUCCGAAGGCUCUGCUGACCAAUCGCAGCUUGUGGUUUUGCAAAACUAAAAGCACAAUCCCCCCCCCCACUUUGUUUCAGAUACUGUUUGCCUCGGUUUAGUAGCUAGGCACCUUAGUCUAUCCAUAGUGUCAAGAAAUCAAUGUUAACGAAGCAAAUGGAACAGUUUGACAUACUGUGUAUGACAGCUUUACAAUUAUUAGUUUCCCCCCUCAGUGUGUGCUAUAAGGAAUCGCCGGAACAUGUCAAAAAGGUUAAAUUGCACAUAGUAAACUUUAUUUUUUUAAGCAAACAAAAUCAUGGGUUGGGGAGGUUGGGGAGAAGCAUUGCCACACAUGUUUUACAAUACUUUUGGGUCUUUUUUUAUAUUGCUGGACAAAAGAAAAGAUUUUUACAAAUCGAAUCGUAACACUACCCCACUCUCUGUCCACUGUCAAAGCAUAGAAAUAAGGCACUUUCUCUGUAACAGACUAACAAGGCACAUAAACACUAAUUCUGAGAAGGGGGGACCUGGGCGCUGAAUCUGGAUCCAUAUUCCAGUGGGGCAUCUUGUCCCUCGAUUCCCAGUUUCAUUUGAGCGAGGCUGUUGGCGGAGGGAUGGGGCUGCAGUAGGGACUACUUUUGUAGUAUACUGGACUUACAUUAUUGCACUCCUGUGGCUGAUCUCUUCUUUGAACGACUUUUGUUUGCCUGGGACUCUUGCAGAUGUGUGCAGAUAUGCUUCCUGUGGUUAAGUGUCUGUAAGACACACAUGUGCAUGUGUUCUCAACCAGCUCUGGCCGGCUGCAGGGGAGUUCUUAACACAUUGCUCCCGGCAGAAGAGAAGAGCAUUCAUGCUCAGCCGUUAACUGCCAUGCAUAACGCACCAUUUGUGUGUGUCUAAUUCCACAGCCCUCAGUGGUGCCUAAGAGCACCCAAUUGUUUUGGGUAGCCUUUGUCCCCUUAUCCCUACCUCUCCCACUAAAGGAAGAAAAGAAAAGUUGGCUUUAUCAUGUUGGCACUGCUGGGGUUUUAUUUGCAUGAAUUGUCAACUUAAUUUGACCUUCUGUCUUUUUUAAAACAAUAAAAAAAUGGGUAUAAAGGCCUUAUGGAUCUCUCUAAGGUCUCACUUUGUGGCUUUCUUUACAGAUUUAUUUUGUGUAAAGUAAUUUCUUUUGUAUAGAGUUUUGUACAGUCUCCAGAAUGUGAUAUUUGUCGCCGCUGUUAACAUUUACACCUCUUGUAAUAUUUGGGAUUUACCAACUCCUUUUAUUUUGCUUUCCAAAAAACACCUUGCAAUCUUGGUUACUAUUAAAUGGCCUAAGAGAGCUGUGGAUCUCUUUCACCUUCUCUCCCUUCUUUGGUACCUUCAGUUACCUCAUUUUGCUAUUUUGUGUUGCAAACCUGCUAAUGAUUAUGAAAGCUUAUGGGUUUUGUUAGAAUCAUAUUUGUCAAGUGUUUUCUUCAAAAAAAAUCAUACUCCAUUGUAUCAUUUAACAUGUAGUUUUAAAUGUAUUAUAAAUAUCUGUAACCAAAUCAUUUGAAGGCUUGAUAAAUUUUUAACAAAAUUUGUACAUUUUUUAUGAGAGUUACUAGUAAUGCUUUACUAAGUAGUGCAAUGAAUUUUUAUUUUUAAUCCCUGUGCCCAAUUUUGGAGUUGAGAGGGUUGUUCAGUAAUAAAUGUAUGAUGUACACUUAUACAA